Molecule: messenger RNA, 3740 nt
Organism: Acanthopagrus latus (yellowfin seabream)
Lineage: Eukaryota; Metazoa; Chordata; Actinopteri; Spariformes; Sparidae
Product: nuclear GTPase SLIP-GC-like
Exons: 23
Coding region: 361-2772 (803 amino acids)
Molecular function (GO): GTPase activity
Source: RefSeq, a predicted model, not a curated record
CCAAACAACCAGCAGGAGUCCCCAGUGCACCAAUAAUUAGACAACCCUCUCCUGCCGUUCCAUCCUUUUAACGGAGGUGGAAAAGUAACUAAGUACUCUAGCACAGUACUUCAGUGCAGUUUGGAGGAACUUGGAGAUUAUGAUUUCUUUUUUAUGUUACUUUGCACUCCAACUCCACUCCAUUAACACAUAUGUAGUAACACAUUUGAAGUGAUCAUGCUGAACCUGCUUCAUGGGCAGAGAGGGCAGAACGUUGGCGAUGGGUGGAGACGAUAUAAAAGGAAGAGCUCAGAGUUCAUCAAGCACAGGAGGAGUCAUGUUCAUGCAUGAAAGAGGAACAGACUAAAUUUGCUGUUGAUCAUGGAUGAUUAUGUCCGCAGCAAAUUAACUGAGUGGGGCCUCAGUGAAUAUAUCCAAAAAUUUGAAGAUGAAGGCGUUGAUAAGAAAAAUUUUCACUGCCUCAACGAACAAGACUUUGCUAACUUGAUACCAAAAAUGGGACCAAGGGCACUGUUCAGGGAGAGUUUCAAGUUGUUGAAGGAAGAAGAAAACACAACAAACCAGAACAUAAUUGAAUCUCCUGCUCAGCUGCAACAGGAGCGUGAAGAAGUGGCUGAAUCAGAUCAGGUUUUGCUGCCCACCAGUGCCACAAAGGGUAAAGGAAAGAGGAAGCUGGAUUUUCAGGGCGAGUCCAGCAAAUUGCUUUCAACACCUAGUAAACGCAAACGUGACAGUGGAGGAGGAUCACAUACGGAAAAAAUACUGUCUGAUGUGAAAAAUAUCAUGAACGAUGUCAAACAGAGGCUACCUAAUCAAGACAACAACAAGCUCAUUGAGUUCCUGACGACUGAAAUCAGUAACUUGGAGGAAGACAAGAGAGAGCAGGUUGGCGUCUUUGGUAAAACUGGAGCCGGAAAGAGCUCUUUGAUAAAUGCUGUCAUUGAAAAGAAAAUUCUGCAUUCUGGAAUCAUCAGUGCAUGUACCUCAGUCAUGAUUAAAGUGGAGGCCAACACGAAGAAUAAAAAGUAUGAGGCGGACAUUGAGUUCAUCACAAAAGCGGAGUGGCAAUAUGAGUUGCCGCCCAGGCCUUGGGAUGAUGUGGAUGAAGACAUUGAUGAAAAGAUGUCAGCAGUGUAUGGGGAAGAAUGGAAAAACAUGUCUGACGAAAGCUUUAUGGAUAACAAGUAUUUCAAAGAAAUUCCAGAAUUUCUCCAAUCUGAGAAGAAGAAUUUGACAUGUGGAUCGGCUGAAGACCUGUCUGAAAAAUGUGCCAGAUACACAAGAACUGACUCAACAUCCAGAGAAAAAGGCAGAAAGAGAUGGUAUUGGCCGCUUGUAAAGUGUGUGACUGUCAGAGUGCCGAAUUAUGCUUUCCAGCAUGUCACACUUGUGGAUCUCCCUGGAACUUGUGACCGUAACACGAGUAGAGAUAAAAUGUGGAAAGAGGUUGUUGGAAGUUGUUCUACUGUGUGGAUUGUGACUGAUAGUAUUCGACCAACAGCGGACAGAGAUGCCUGGGAGAUCUUAGAAAGUGCCAGCAGCCUCAUGGGAAAUGGUGGCGAGUGUCAGCAGAUUCACUUCAUCUGCACCAAGUCGGAUCUUAUUACGGAUUCCAAUAAUGAGUCAGCAGCUGAUGUUCGUGCUCGUGUCAAGGAAAAAGUGAUCCAAGCGUUCAGCAAACUACCCAAAGUUAAGAAACAUUUCAGAGAUGGCUGUAUGAAAGUGUUCACAGUGAGCUCUGAAGAGUUCCUGGAGAAAAAACGACUACAACCAGAUGAAACUGAAAUACCCGAACUUCAGGAAUUUCUGCAAAAUCUCAAUAACUGUCACUCAGAAACAUUUAACUAUGUUUCUGGAGCUUAUGGGAUUCUCUCCCUGAUUAAAGGGGCCAGAAGUAGAGAAGUGGCUGGCAAAAAAACCAAAGUGUGCUCAGAACUCAAUGAAAAUAUGAGGCGUGAACUCCAUAAAGUCCAAAAAUCCAUGGAUGACACUUACAAUGCUUUCAGAAAAUACCUUAGCAAGGGAGUUGAAGACUCAAAGAAAAGAUGCCAAGAAAAGUUGAUGUUCGAAUUAAACCCUAAAGGAGUAUCAGGUCGAGGUUUUCACAAGAUCUUAAAGUGUGUGGUUAGGAAUCAUGGCACCUACAAACCAAAAAAAUCGAAACAAAUCAACCUCAAUGAGACAUUGGCUUCAUGCCUGACUGACAGCAUUGAUGAGGAAUUCAGGAAGACCUUCCCAAAUGAAAGAAAUUGCGAGCCAUUCAACGGGGUCAUCAAUGCGUUUUCACUGGACACAAACAGCCUGAUUGAGAGGUUCACUGAUGUCACACUCCAACUGAUAUUUCUCAAGACAGAGGAAAUGAAAAUGAAAACAAAACUCAGCAAAGAAAUCCGUGAUCGUAAGAAAAAGAUCUACAACAGUCUGACAGAGGAAAUUGAGAAAAGCAUGAGAGAAUGCUAUAAAAUAGCAGCUGGCUUCGAAGGAGAGGACACACUGAAAAACAUGAGGGAGACUAUUAUGAAGCAUGUGCUUUCUUCAAAUCACAGCAUGUUUGAGCAGGCUAAAGAGGAAAUUUUGAGCCGCCUGAGAGACUUAAUGGAUGAAAUCCUGAAGACACUGAAGGAAACAAUGCAAAAAUCAAUCGAGCUGUCACUCAAGACAGAUGAUUACCCACUGCCAGAUUUUGAAGAGGAACUUUCAGAAGUGGAAAAAUACUACAACAACUUGAAGAAAAGCCAUUUUGCUCAGUGGGGAGAAGCAGCAGAUGCCUGAGUACCAACUAAAGGUCCCUGCAGACCUGAUGCAUAGAGACAAGAGGCCACUGAAAUUUGGCUUCAACCAUUUAUGUCAAGUUGUUAUCCCUGUACUCUUUGAGGGUUGUAUGUUGAGUUUGCUUGUUAUGAAUUUCAUUUCGGAUUAUUUAUUUAUUUUUUUCCCUGAAAAGGACAUUGUCGCUUUUUAAUUGACUGAAUCAGAGGCGGACAGAAAAUGUGUGUGUGUGUGUGUGUGUGUGUGUGUGUGUGUGUGUGUGUGUGUGUGUGUGUGUGUGUGUGUGUGUGUCACAGCAAAGUUCACCAGUCAGAUUUAAACCAGGGACAUUGUGGUUUCAUUGUACUGGUCCUAACCACCGCAACAUUAUCAUAGAGAGACAUUUUGUUUUUCAUUUUUUCUCGUUCUUGAGUACAUGUUAUAUGUUAUUUAUUCAUGCUCUUAUUUUGAGUUCAGUAGUUAAGUUUUUGUUGAGUUUAAUGGUUGAUUGGGAUCAACGCACUGCAAUUUAAAUGAUUCUUUUAUUCAUGGGUGUCAUUAAACCCUUGAACCUUGAUUACAAGCUAUAGGCUGGAUAUGACAUGAACAUCAGGCUUUUAAAACAAAUGAUCAUGAAUGACUCUUUUGUCUUAAUGCUAAAUAAUUGUUUCUGUGUGUUCAUAUAUGAGAAAUAGAGAGAAUUAGAUGAUAGUGAUUUUUUUUGUUUUAAUCUACACUGAUUUUGAAAUGCAUAGAUGGACAGACAGGUGACAAAUGAAAACCACAAUGAAUGCAUGGAGAUACAUGACAAAUGCAGAAAUGUUCUUACAGGACUCGGGGGGUCAUUGAUUAUUUUUAUGAAAAUGGAAAUGAUGUGAAUAAAUUGAACACCUGUUGGAGACAGUUCCAGACAUCCUUUAAAGUGUCACCAACCUUUUUUAGAUUUUGUAUGCUGUUCAAUAAAGUUCUCUUCUGAGUAAAAAUGCCACUGA